AUGAUUGAGGUCCUGAAGGUGAUCAAGCGGGAUGCCAUCUUGUUGCCACCUGGAGAGGGAGCCACUGAGGGUGCGAAGGCACAGCAUGAGCGACUCAUGUUUGUUGCUAAAUGGAUGUGGGAUUGCCUCUUUGCUCAGGCUGGUGGUGCAUCCAAGUUUUGGAGGAAGGCAGUUCGCAAGAACUACAUCAUUUCGGAAGCCAGGGUUGAUGGUUUGGAGGCUUUCCCUCCCAAUUCGGAAGCAUUUGCUGCCCUCGCCUUCGAGAAUGGUUACACAGCGGAACCAGGUGCUGUGGACAAUGAAGGCAACCCUACCAAUGGAAAGUGGCACGAGUACUUCAAGGUUACCAAUGGCUUCACCUUGGACGUGAAGUUGCCUCGCUCCAGCAAAGCAGAUGAUCCGGAGGGAGUUUAUGAAGGGAGGUACUCCAGUUCCAAGGCUGGAUCUUCUGCUUUUGGAGGGUGGGGUGAUAACGGCCUUCGCCGCUUCAAGGAUUUGCAGAAGCUUGUCAAGGAAUCUAGAGCCCAGGACCAUGCUAAAUUGGUGGAGCGGGCCAUCCUUGCUCGUGUGCGCAAGGACAUCUACAAGAUUCCUGAUAGUGUCGAUGCUGGAACUGAGGACUCGAAGAAGCGCAAGCGCCAAGAGUCCAGUGUGAAUCUUGAUGAGAUUGAUGAUUAG
Molecule: messenger RNA, 678 nt
Organism: Seminavis robusta
Lineage: Eukaryota; Bacillariophyta; Bacillariophyceae; Naviculales; Naviculaceae
Source: the annotation of a GenBank genome assembly